AUGGAUGAAGAUUCAAAUGAAAUUAAAGAAAGCAGUCAAUAUCUGUUCCUAUUGAAAAAUUUAGUCAAAGAUAAGUCCCCCAAGCCACGAACAUUCUUCAAACAAACUUUAGUGAAUUCAUCAAUAGUAACGAACAUAUUCAAUGACGUUAAAGUUAAAAUUAACAAGCCAUUCAAAGGAGCGGCUAGUGUUUUGUUAAACGAUGAUGAGUAUCAAAUUUUAAUACCUCCCGAGGAGGAUUCGCAAAUGGAUGUUUUCGAUGAUAUAGACAAUGAAAUAUUUGAUGCAACGAGUGACAAAAAUUACAUCACUCACGAAACCAGGGAGAAUUCUAUGUUUGAGAAGAUUCAAGUUAUUAUGAGGAGACUGUCAAUUAUAGUAGAUGGUAUUGAAUAUAACUUACGAUCAACAAUUCGGUCUUCGUGUAUCAUACGAUCAAGUCUUGCUCAAGAAGAGGAUCAUAUUUUAAUAAGUUUGUACUCAGGGUUUUUAAUAUUAAUUCGAAUUUAUUAUGUACCAUCAUUUGUGAAAGAUUUUGAUUACGAUUUCAAAAACGAUGACUCGAAGUCUUCAGUAUUUAAACCCCUUAUAAUUCAAUGGUGGGAUGUGCAUCAAGAUCUUAAAGAACCAGAACUACAUAGUAGUGGUUAUAUACUAAAGUCAUCUGCUUCCGGUUUAUCAACGAUAUCUUCAUCUGCUUCAAGAUCUUUCAGACUAUAUCUCACAUUGCAGCAAACAAAGACGGGAGCUGUUUUGAAAAAUCAUAUGAACAUACCCCUAGAUGGGUUUUUAAUUGAUUCUUGUUUUUUGGAGCCAAAGUCAACUAUGCAAACAGACAUGCUUUUGACAUUGAUUUUUACAGAACAUCAAAGGUUGUACAUAAACUUAUAUUCGUGGUCAUGCUUGGAUGACUUAUCUGAUGGUAUCACCAAGACAACUUUCCCUUUGGAAAAUACCUUUGAUAUACCGGUAUUUAUAGUGCCAUUAUCCAACUUGUGCUCGUUCCUAUUUGUGUCGAAGGAGGCGUUAACGAUAGUAAGUGUUCAUAACAUUAUUUCAGCUCAUUAUGAAUUCAAAAGAGCUGAACUGCCUUGGAUUUCUUUUCCAACAAAUUAUCAUAUAUCUCGAGAUCAUUUAACGAAUUUAGACAUUCCCCAGAUGGAUGAGGUACUUAUAUCAACAGAUUCUGGGACCAUCUAUGCAAUUUUAAUAUCGAAGGAAGGAAUCGUUUCAAUGACGCCAAUGUUUAGGAUUUAUGAUAGCAUAUCACUUUUUACUUUAGAAAAAAAUGAAAAUGAAUAUAUUUUGAGUUACUCAAACAUUACAGGCUCUAGCAAAAUUUUAAAGUUGUUUGAGAAAUUCAAAAAUGAGUAUGUGUGUGAUAUUGAAGAUGAUCUAAUAUUGAAAUAUAGUAAGUUUGAAUUAAUACAAAACUUGGAGAAUUGGGCUCCAAUUCUUGACACGAUCGUGGUGGGAUCUACGUCCAAUGGUUUCAAUUAUGAUGAGGUAUGGAGUAUCACGGGCCAUCGUAAGAAGAAGAGGUUGACUCAAUUUAAAACAGGUUUUUGUGGAAUUAGGAAGAGUGAUAUAUAUGAAGAAUUGAGAAAAGUUAUCAAAUCUUGGAUAAUAGAAGUUGGAAAUAGACUAUUGAUACUAUGCUCUUUACCAUUUGAAACUAAAUUGAUUGAAAUCGAAUUAAAAGAAAAUAUAUUAGAGGAAGUAUUUGCAGUUGAAGAUUCUAAAAUCAAUGAAACUGAGCCAACCAUAUUUUGCACAAAAAUUGAUAACGUAAAUGAAAAAGAUCAAACAUUUAUAAUUCAAGUAACAAACAAUAAUAUCACCUUCACGGAUUUGAAAACUGAGCUCACCGAACCAUUUGAUUAUAUUAUAACCUUUGCAACAUAUAUUAAUGGAGAAUUAUUUUUAUUAGCAGAGGAAGAUGGCCGCUCUUUCAUAACUUCGUUCAUUAUUACCGCAAAAGAAAUAAAUGAUGAUUCCAUAUUUAAAGAUUUUGCAAGACAACAUACUUUAGAUUUUGAAUUAAUUGACUUCCAACCGUCAAUGCUUAGUUGCUUUCAGAUAAAUGAUAGUUUUUUAUUGCUUAUUGGAUCUUUCGACAGUGAAAUUAAACUUUAUGACAUUGAAGAACAAAAUAUCACUUUGAGAGAGUCUUUAGAUAUAAUGGAACAACAACAUAAUUUAAAUAAUCAAGACGUUACCUUUGUACCUAAAGAAUGCUUAGUUAUUGACAGCGAAUUAUUUAUAGGGACAUACGGUGGAUACUUUAUUAGAAUAGGUUUGAAACCUAACGCAAAAUAUAAAUCAUCUUUUAGAGUUGGAUCAAGCGAAGUAGAUUUAUUCAAAUCUUAUCAGAACAACAUCAUAUACAUUCAAUGUCGGGAUUUGUACAUACUAGACCUUUAUAAUACUUAUCCUGUCAAAGUUCAAUUUAACGAUACUUUAACACGAACAGUAAAUUCAUUAAUUGAAUUACCUGCAAAAUCAUCCAAAUAUCACAAGUUAGGUUUAUUUAAAAGCAAUGGAUUUGUGGUAACGAACGUUACUACAUUCAUCAAACCAUUUAUUAAACAAGUCAGUAUAGAUGAAAGGUCUAAAAACUUACAAUAUCUUCCACCAAUUUCUUCUUUUGUGAUACUGGGGAUCUUUUUUGACGAGACUUUGGGAAACAAUAUAAGAUGUGUUGACAAACUGACUUUAAAAACUCAUGAUCAUAUUCAGUUUAAAAACAAACAAAUAGUUGAUUCUGUUUUUAUGCAAUUAGAACAUCCCUUAUGUUCAUGUGUCUGGAAAAUUAAAAGAAAUGAUAAAUUUAGUUAUAAACUUUUAGUUGGUUGUUCAUAUAAUUCUGAUUAUGAUCACAAGGGAACUAUAAAAGUUUUAGAUUUUAAAAAAUCAAAAGAAAAUGAUUCUUUAAUUCAUAUUACUGAAUUAACAACAUUUUAUCAUACUUAUGAAGUUACACAUAUAGCACAAUCUGAUGAUUAUAUUUAUUUCACAGGAAAUGACACCAUUUAUGUUACAUCUUAUGAUGAAUAUUUUAAAAAGUUUAGAUCAAUUCAAACUUUGGCAAAAUUACCAAGUACUAUUUGUAAUUUCAGUGUCUUUAAAAACAAAAUACUAGCGUGUACAGUUAAUGAUUCAAAUUUUCAAAUUGAUGUUAAACCAAAUCGAUAUUAUAAUGAUAGUGAUAUUGAAAAAACAAUUCAUACAUCAAUACAAGAAAGAAUGAUUGAACAAAUAAAUUAUAAAAAUAAUCUUGUUAUGAGUAGUAGACAUGGUUCUACAAUUCAUAUAAUUGAUCUUGAAUCUAAUGGUUUGAGUGACAAAUCCUUGCAAUUUCAAUUACCUAGUAAUUCCAAGUUAUUAACUGCAAAAUUGAAUAACAUAUGGACUAAUAAAGAAACUGAUAAUAAAAACAAUAAAGAUGAUGAUGAAUCAUUAUUAUGCAUAACAAAAAGUGGAGAUAUAAUUGCAUUAACUUCAAUAGAUAAAUCAAGUAAUGAAAUAAUUAAUUUGAAAAAAAAUUUAAAUCUUAAAAAUAAAUCGAAUUUUAAAGAUUUUACAAUAAUUGAUCAUUUAAAAAAAUUAAAAAAUCCUUUUAAUAAUAAAUUAAGUGGAACUGGAUUAUUAUCAUUAAAUAAACCCAUAUUUGAUUAUUUUAUAAAUAGAAAUUUAAUUCAAAAUAGUAGUGAUGAAUCAGAAUUGGAUGUACCGGAUAUUAUGGAUUAUGAUUUAGAAGAAAUUUCAACAAAUUGUAUUUCAAAUAUUUCACUACAAUAA
This is a messenger RNA of Lodderomyces pseudojiufengensis, 3801 nucleotides long. RefSeq lists its product as uncharacterized. The transcript has a single exon. Bases 1 to 3801 code for a protein of 1266 amino acids. Gene Ontology annotation, molecular function: protein binding. NCBI's taxonomy places the organism in Eukaryota, Fungi, Ascomycota, Pichiomycetes, Serinales, Debaryomycetaceae. The record is from RefSeq and is a predicted model, not a curated record.